AUGGUAAAGAAGUCUUCUGUAGGAAGUGGAGUACAAGACCAAACUAAUCUGAAGAGUCCAGAGGAUAUCCAGGUCUAUGUUGUAAAUACAAAUUUCACUCUAAGAUGGAACUACACUGGGAAUGAUACCAAUGUGACAUUUUCAGCAGAAUACAGGUGGUUUGAAGAAUCUGAGCCAAAUGGAACAGAGUGGAAGGGGUUGCCUGGGUGUCAAAAUGUUACUUGCACAGAAUGUGACUUUUCCUCAGCAAUAACUGAAUAUUAUGAUAUGUAUCAUGUGCGUAUAAGGGCUGAAAGAAGGGAAGAAGUGUCUCCGUGGUCUAGCGUUUUUGAAAUGAUUCCAUAUUUUAUAGCUCAGAUCGGGCCCCCAGGAAUAGAGUUGCAGUCCGUGAAUGGAGUCAUAAAAAUUAAGGUUUCUCCUCCAGAAGAAAAUCAGGUCCGAAAAAUGUGGAUAACUCCUCUGUAUUUUAAAUAUAAACUAGUUAUCUGGGAAAAUUCAUCAAAUUCAGAGAGGGUUCAAAGUAUUUUUCCUACUGACACAAUUGAUGAUCUUGCACCAGACACUACCUAUUGUUUGAAAGUUCAAGCAACUCUUCAUUUGGAGCUGCUAGAAGGCUUGUUCAGUCCCAUUCGUUGUAUAAAAACAACCCGUAAAGUGAAUGACGUACUCUGUCCAACAAAUCUGAGAAUUCUUGCUUUGAAUAUGCAAUUUCAUCUACAUUGGACUAAUCAGUAUAAACAACAUGUGAGCUACAAUGUACAGUAUCUCAUAGGGUAUCUGAAGAAGCUUCAUGAUGAUUACUCAGUGAAGUGGCUUAAUAUACACGGGUGUGAAAACAUCACUGAUACACAAUGCAAUUUUUCAUCUAUCAUCACGGCUACUUCUGGAUUUUAUUAUCUCCGUGUGCAGGCCAUAAAUGAAUAUAGCAGAUCAUGUUUGUCUAAUGAAGUAAAAGUAGAUCCUUUGAUAACAAAUGAAAUUGGCCCUCCUGGUGUAAAGCUGGACAUCAGUAAUGCUUUGCUCCAUAUCCAGAUUUCUCCUCCAGGAGCGUCUGAGAGCGAAGUCAUGAGGGACCAUUAUGAUUUGUCUUACCGGGUUCUGUACUGGAAGAAUUCAUCAAAUAAUGAGGAGGAAAUCAAAGUGAAAGAGAUAAAACAGACAAUAGGGUCAAUCUCUGAUCUAACACCCUCGACUUUGUACUGUGUAAAAGUACAGGCAUUUUCAGAAGCUUAUAACAAAAGCAGUCAUUUCAGCAAAGAGGAAUGCAUCAAAACACCUGGAGAUAAAAUUUUGCCUCUCAUCAUUUUAGCAACAUUUGUAACUGCCCUGAUUGCUGUCUUUCUUGUGGCUGUGCCACUUGGUUUUGCCCUGUAUCAAGCCUACAGUAAAAUCAAAUACGUGUUCUUUCCAUCAUGCCAACCUCCUUUGAAUAUAGAGGGUUUUGGAGGACAGCUCUUAAGCAGUCCUUAUCCGUUAACUGCAGAAGAACCAAUAGAAAAUUGUUCUGUAAUUGAGACUAUCAUCACAGAAGAAGCAAAUCAAAUUGUUUCCAAAGAUAACAAACAUUCUAAACAGAGAAAUCAAGACUCAGGAAAUUAUUCUAAUGAUGACAAUGCUUCAGGAAGCAAAGUAUCAGAAGAAAUGUUAGAAAAGGAAACAGUGUAA
Nestor notabilis (Kea) is the source of this 1665-nucleotide messenger RNA. RefSeq names its product interferon (alpha, beta and omega) receptor 1 (gene IFNAR1). Lineage: Eukaryota; Metazoa; Chordata; Aves; Psittaciformes; Psittacidae. The transcript has 12 exons. Gene Ontology annotation, molecular function: protein binding. Bases 1 to 1665 code for a protein of 554 amino acids. The record is from RefSeq and is a predicted model, not a curated record.